Molecule: messenger RNA, 735 nt
Organism: Aspergillus calidoustus
Lineage: Eukaryota; Fungi; Ascomycota; Eurotiomycetes; Eurotiales; Aspergillaceae
Source: the annotation of a GenBank genome assembly
AUGCAAGUCGAAGUCAACCCCAACGAAGACACAGAAUGGAACGAUAUCCUCCGCAAACACGGAAUCAUACCUGAAAAGCCGCAGGAUCCUGAACCGCUCAUCCAAGAAGCCCUAAUCGAGGCCGAGCGCAAGGCAUACGAGAAUAGACUGGAGGAUAAGGACCUCGACGAGCUCGAUGAACUAGAAGACGAGGAGGACGAGGCAUUUCUCAACCAAUACCGCCAAAAACGCCUCGCCGAACUAAGCACAAUAACCCAAGCCUCCGUGCACAACCAAGUCUACCCCCUGCAAAAACCCGACUACGCGCGCGAAGUCACCGACGCAUCGGCCAACUGCUUUGUCUGCGUGAACCUCACCUCGUCAGCAAGCAACAACGUCGAAUCCCGACUGCUCAGCGAGAUCUGGCGGAGGCUUGCGGUCAAGUACGGCGACAUCAAGUUCUGCGAGAUCCGCGGGAAUAUGUGUAUUGAGGGAUACCCGGAUCGCAACACGCCAACUAUUCUUGUGUAUCACAAGGGGGAGAUCGUGAAGCAGGUUGUUACCCUUAUGGCAUUGGGGGGGACGGGGACGAAAGUUGAAGAUCUGGAAAAUAUGCUCGUGGGUAUUGGCGCGCUCAAGGAGAGCGAUGUACGGUUGAAAAAGAAAGGCGACGACUCGGAGGAUGAGCGGCCAUCAAAGCUGAAGCCGAGUAUCCGAAAGACGACAGUGGAAGAUGACGAUGAUGAUUGGGACUAG